Mustela lutreola (European mink) is the source of this 2753-nucleotide messenger RNA. It is a transcript of the gene PSEN2, whose product is annotated as presenilin 2. The record is from RefSeq and is a predicted model, not a curated record. Gene Ontology annotation, cellular component: ciliary rootlet; lysosomal membrane; neuronal cell body. Gene Ontology annotation, biological process: amyloid-beta metabolic process; negative regulation of apoptotic process; Notch receptor processing. The transcript is spliced from 11 exons. The coding region runs from base 607 to 2238 and encodes 543 amino acids. Gene Ontology annotation, molecular function: aspartic endopeptidase activity, intramembrane cleaving. Lineage: Eukaryota; Metazoa; Chordata; Mammalia; Carnivora; Mustelidae.
UCGUUGCUCCCCUGCGCCCCAGACUCCUUGACCCUCUUUAACCCAUCUCACCCCUUCUCACUCAGCAAGUUCCUGGACCAGACUCUUGUCAUUCCCCCGAGAUGCUUGUCCCCUGCCCACGGCUUUGUGCCUGGCUGUCAUCCUGGAUUCUGACUUGUUUCAUCCCCACAUCCAGAGCGGAUGGGUAACCUCCCAAUGCCCCCCUCACUGGCGUCCAGCCUGUUGCCCCUGAGGCAGAGCCUGUCCCCCUCCCACGGUUGUCUUCAGGGACAGGAAGCUCCCCUUCUGUCUCCAGGGUUGCCAAAUAUCCUAACACAGUUCGGGAGACCCUCCUAUCACCACAGCCCCCCGCCCGCCCUGGCAGCACCAGGCCUCACCUGGAGUGUCUGUUCUUCAUGCCCUCUGCUCUUUCCUCCCACCUGGAAAAUUCUGUCUCUGUCAAGGGUGGUAUCUUCUCUAGAAAACAUUCUUGAUCUCUGAGAGUGACCCUCCGUCGUGUUUCUGUACCUCUUAGAACACUUAGAUCGCAUGAUUGGUCACAUGGGAUGGUUGCUGGUCUGUUUUGUUUUUGUUUGGAAGAUUUUAUUUAUUUAUUUGUGAGAGAGAAUGAGUGAGCGUGAGCAGAGGGAAGAGGGAGAAGCAGGCUCUGCACUGAGCAGGGAAGUCAACUCGAUCCUAGGACCCUGGGAUCAUGACCUGAGCCCAAGGCAGACAGACAUUUCACCGACUGAACCACCCAGAGGCGCUUCCCGAGGCAGGGCCAUGCUCACGUUCAUGGCCUCUGACAGUGAGGAAGAAGUGUGUGACGAGAGGACGUCCCUGAUGUCGGCUGAGAGCCCCCCACCACGCUGCUGCCAGGAGGCCCGGCAGGGCCUGGAGGACAGAGAGAGUGCUGCCCAAUGGUUCCAAAAUACCCGUGCCCGGCACCGCAGAGCCCACCACGGGGGCGUGCCAUGGCCCUCACCGAGCGGUUUUCCGCAGAGAAGCCAGGAUAGCGAGGAGGACCUCGACGAGGAUGCCGACCGCUACAUGUGCAGUGGGGUCCCCGGGCAGCCAUCGGGCCUGGAGGAGGAGCUGACCCUCAAAUAUGGGGCAAAGCACGUGAUCAUGCUGUUUGUGCCUGUGACGCUUUGCAUGGUUGUAGUGGUGGCCACCAUCAAGUCCGUGCGCUUCUACACGGAGAAGAACGGCCAGCUGCCCUAUGGAGCAGGCAGGGAGCAGAGUCUGCAGCCCGCCAUCUCCCUCAGCAUCUACACACCAUUCACCGAGGACACGCCCUCUGUGGGCCAGCGCCUGCUCAACUCUGUCCUCAACACCCUCAUCAUGAUCAGUGUCAUUGUGGCCAUGACCAUCUUCCUGGUCGUGCUCUACAAGUACCGCUGCUACAAGUUCAUCCAUGGCUGGUUGAUCAUGUCCUCCCUGAUGCUGCUGUUUCUCUUCACCUACAUCUACCUCGGGGAAGUGCUCAAGACCUAUAACGUGGCCAUGGACUACCCCACCCUGUUCCUGACUGUCUGGAACUUCGGGGCAGUGGGCAUGGUGUGCAUCCACUGGAAGGGCCCCCUCGUGCUGCAGCAGGCCUACCUCAUCAUGAUCAGUGCUCUCAUGGCCUUGGUGUUCAUCAAGUACCUCCCGGAAUGGUCCGCCUGGGUCAUUCUGGGCGCCAUCUCUGUGUACGAUCUCGUGGCUGUGCUGUGCCCCAAAGGGCCGCUGAGGAUGCUGGUGGAGACCGCCCAGGAGAGGAACGAGCCCAUAUUUCCUGCCCUGAUAUACUCCUCCGCCAUGGUGUGGACGGUGGGCAUGGCCAAGCUGGACCCCUCCUCCCAGGGAGCCCUUCAGCUGCCCUACGACCCUGAGAUGGAAGAAGACUCCUAUGACAGCUUUGGGGAGCCCUCGUACCCCGAGGUCUUUGAGCCCCCCCUGCCUGGUUACCCAGGGGACGAGCUGGAGGAAGAGGAGGAAAGGGGCGUGAAGCUCGGCCUGGGGGACUUCAUCUUCUACAGCGUGCUGGUGGGCAAGGCGGCAGCCACGGGCAGCGGGGACUGGAACACCACGCUGGCAUGCUUCGUGGCCAUCCUCAUUGGUUUGUGUCUGACCCUCCUGCUGCUUGCUGUGUUCAAGAAGGCGCUGCCCGCCCUCCCCAUCUCCAUCACGUUCGGGCUCAUCUUCUACUUCUCCACCGACAACCUGGUGCGUCCGUUCAUGGACACCUUGGCUUCUCAUCAGCUCUACAUCUGACGGGGCCGGCAGCCAUGGGAGGCUGUCGUGGGGGCCCUCACGUAGUUCUACACUCUAGUGCCAUAUAUUUUUAAGACUUUUCUUUCCUAAAAGAAAAAGAAAAGAAGUGUCGUGUUUACUUGGCGAAGAGGAAGAACCAACUUUCUGGUGCUAGUGGUUUUGUCAUCUGACCAUGGCUCACUGGCUGGAAGCACCGGGAGUUGGUUGGGACGCGCCCUGGACCGCUGGGCCACGUGGGGCGGGUGUGGCGAGGUCGCCCACCCCACACCACAGCCCAGGAUGCUUCGAGGGCCAAGCGAAGGAAGGGACCAGGAGCUCGUGCUCGGGAUAGCACCUAGCACCUGCCCGCGCUGGCAGGAGAAGAAAGCCAGUUUGCCCUGCGUGUAAUGUCCCCAACGCUUUGUCUGUGAUGUCAUCGUUAUUUUAUUACCUUUAGAAACCAAGUCCUGUUCUUGUUACAGCAGUUACUGCUGGGAAGUGGCUUAAUAUCAAUAAAUAGGUGAAUCUUCCUGGAA